AUGACAUGUCCACAGCGGCCAACAGAUCCGAGACACAGCUCAGCUAAGUGGAAAUGGAGGACCAGAGAUUAAAAGACAAGAGACCAGCAAUCGAAUUUAUGGAAGUCAAAGUGGACAUACAAUCUGAAGAUCUGAAUUCCAAACACAGUGAGACAAGGCUUCUGAUUCACGACAGGGAUCCCAAAAGAGUCAACAAGAGUCUUAAGGUCACGUUUGAGGAUGUGAUUGCAGAGCCUCCCUCGGUGCGGAGCUUUGAUAAAGUGUGGUUGUGGAGUCACGCCCUGUUUGAGGUGUCCAGACUGUGGAUCUACCGCCUCAUCUCCCUUCUUCUGGCAGUGCCGGUCUCACUGGCAGCAGGGAUCCUCUUCGCUGUGCUCAGCUGCCUUCACAUCUGGUUAAUCAUGCCCUGCGUGCAGCUGCUUCUCAUCAACAUGCACUGGGUUCAGACUGUGUGGGGCAGCAUACUGAACAUUCUCAUCAGCCCCUUCUUUACCAGUAUUGGAAAGUGCUGUCGUCGAAUCACCAUCCAUCUGGCAAAAGAUGAAGACAGAUAAAAACAAUAAAGUAUAUAAGUAAAUGUUUGGUUAAAACAUAGAAAAAAGCAAGUUGCAUACUACUAAUUCCAUACAGGUAAAUUACAGGUACAGGUAAAUUAUAAAAUGCAUCAUAAUUGUGUGUGAUUAUUUUGUAUUAUUGCUCAAUUUGUCCCUUUUGUGAUGAUAUUGAUGCAUACAGCUAACUCUAAGCCAGGGCCGGAACAAGCAUGUGUUGAUAGAAUAUGAGGGGUAAAUGGUACUAAAACUAUCUAAUGCACAGUUACAGAGAAAAAUAGAAAGCAAAUAUGUACAGUAUAAACCGUUGCAAUUAAAUCACAAAAGUAUCUACUGUACCUAUAAACCCAGAGAUUCUGGCGUGUAAAGCAAAACAGACCAACAAGCAUUGAAAGCUCUGGAUGAACAAGUGUGUAUAUGUAAGAAAGGCUAAUUUAUCACAUUAAUAAUAUUAAUAUGGAUGUCAUAGCA
Molecule: messenger RNA, 1022 nt
Organism: Perca fluviatilis (European perch)
Lineage: Eukaryota; Metazoa; Chordata; Actinopteri; Perciformes; Percidae
Product: caveolin-2-like
Exons: 3
Coding region: 54-554 (166 amino acids)
Biological process (GO): caveola assembly
Cellular component (GO): caveola
Molecular function (GO): molecular adaptor activity
Source: RefSeq, a predicted model, not a curated record